Cataglyphis hispanica is the source of this 1206-nucleotide messenger RNA. Its product is annotated as odorant receptor 22c-like. Gene Ontology annotation, cellular component: plasma membrane. The record is from RefSeq and is a predicted model, not a curated record. Lineage: Eukaryota; Metazoa; Arthropoda; Insecta; Hymenoptera; Formicidae. The transcript has 7 exons. Gene Ontology annotation, biological process: detection of chemical stimulus involved in sensory perception of smell; sensory perception of smell. The coding region runs from base 1 to 1206 and encodes 401 amino acids. Gene Ontology annotation, molecular function: olfactory receptor activity; odorant binding.
AUGGAUAUAUCGGAGUCUUCAGGUUACAAAGAUUUCGUAUGGGCAAUUGAAUUAAAUCGUCUGAGUUUAAAUUUGAUCGGUUUAUGGCCUAACGCCGAUAAAGUAGGCACGAGAAAAUUCGGAUCUGACAUUCGCAUGGUUUUUACUUUCAUUAUGAUAACAUUUGUCACUGGUAUUCCACUUGUUUGUGCGCUUAUGCGAGUUUGGGGUGACAUGAUACUGAUGCUAGACAAUAUGCGAAUUACGUUGCCUUUAAUAGUGUUUUCGUCGAAUCUUGUUAUUAUGCGGUGGAAGCAGACAGUUCUCUCAUCCAUCGUAAACAUGAUAGAGGAGGAUUGGUUAGCGCCAAAGCUAAACGCUGAGAGAGAUAUAAUGACAAAGCGCGCUCGGACUGCCCGAUUAAUUAUAAUUUGUGAAUUCGUUAUAAUAAUGUUGGCAGCCAUUUCGGUCAUCGUUCUUCCUUAUUUCGGCUUACCGCUCAGACAUUUAACAAAUCUCACCGAUCGGAACAAGCCAUUACCGCUGCAUACUUAUUAUUUUUAUGACACUGAUAAGAGUCCCCAAUUUGAGUUGACGUGUCUCUCUCAAGUCAUAACGAUCUUUUUGGUAGUAAUAAUUUACGUUGCGGUAAAUGCCUUGUUUGAAUCUGUAAUCUUCCACAUCUGCGGUCAAUUGGAAAACUUUAAAGGCCGUUUAAACAAUUUGGUCUUGUGCAAAGAUUUCAACAGAACUUUGAGUAGCAGCAUAGUGACUCAUUUACGUCUUAUCAGAUUCGACAAUAAUACUGAAGAUGUAUUUACAUUAAUAUUGUUUAUAUGGAUAUUCCAGUUUGGUAUUGCAUUUUGUCUAUGGGGAUUUAUAUUGCUUAAUAUGAUUACGGACGAAAACUUAAAUGUUUCAAAUUUCUCACAAAUAAGUUACAUGAUAAUUACUGUCAUCUCUCUACUUACGCAAACGUUUCUUUACUGCUUUGGCGGAGAUUUAAUAACUGAAAAAUGCGAUGCAAUAUAUCGUGCUAUUUGCGAUCUUGAGUGGUAUACAUUGGACUCGCGCAAGGCGAAAAAUAUUAUUCUAUUAACGUUACUAGCCAAGGAACCCUUACGUAUUACUGCAGGAAAAAUUCUACCGCUAACAAUGACCACUUUUUGCAGCCUAUUAAAAACAUUGGCUGGCUACGUAUCUUUUCUACUAGCAAUGUGGGAUUAA